Molecule: messenger RNA, 1626 nt
Organism: Sander lucioperca (pikeperch)
Lineage: Eukaryota; Metazoa; Chordata; Actinopteri; Perciformes; Percidae
Product: serine/threonine-protein phosphatase PP1-beta catalytic subunit
Exons: 8
Coding region: 176-1159 (327 amino acids)
Biological process (GO): regulation of circadian rhythm; circadian regulation of gene expression
Cellular component (GO): nucleus; cytoplasm
Molecular function (GO): protein serine/threonine phosphatase activity
Source: RefSeq, a predicted model, not a curated record
UUUUUGUGAUGGAAGCUAGAGUAUCCGAGGGACCUGUAAAUGCAUCCUAAUAUUCCUAAACGGGAGGCCUGUGAGUGCAAGAGUGGGAGGAGGUUGGCGGUGCGUUUCUGUGCAGUGAGGCGGUGCCUGCCCUGCCUGCUCUAGACUGCGGCGGGCUGAGUUGUUAGCUACAGAAAUGGCGGAGGGGGAGUUGGACGUCGACUCGCUGAUUUCCAGGCUUUUGGAGGUGCGAGGAUGUCGUCCAGGGAAGAUUGUCCAGAUGACGGAGGCAGAGGUGCGCGGCCUCUGCAUCAAGUCCCGGGAGAUCUUCCUCAGUCAGCCAAUCCUUCUGGAGCUGGAGGCUCCGCUCAAAAUCUGUGGCGAUAUCCACGGACAGUACACAGACCUGCUGAGGCUCUUUGAGUAUGGCGGCUUCCCUCCAGAGGCCAACUACCUGUUCCUGGGCGACUACGUGGACAGAGGGAAGCAGUCCCUGGAGACCAUCUGCCUGCUGCUGGCGUACAAGAUCAAAUACCCCGAGAACUUCUUCCUGCUGCGGGGCAACCACGAGUGUGCCUCCAUCAACCGCAUCUACGGCUUCUACGACGAGUGUAAACGCAGAUUCAACAUCAAGCUGUGGAAGACGUUCACCGACUGCUUCAACUGCCUGCCCAUUGCUGCCAUAGUGGACGAAAAGAUCUUCUGCUGUCACGGAGGUCUCUCUCCCGACCUGCAGUCUAUGGAGCAGAUCAGACGCAUCAUGAGACCCACAGACGUGCCCGACACAGGCCUCCUGUGUGACCUGCUGUGGUCUGACCCCGAUAAGGACGUCCAGGGCUGGGGAGAAAACGACCGCGGCGUCUCCUUCACCUUUGGCGCCGAUGUGGUCAGCAAGUUCCUCAACCGCCACGACCUGGACCUCAUCUGCAGAGCCCACCAGGUGGUGGAAGAUGGUUAUGAGUUCUUUGCCAAGCGGCAGCUGGUGACUCUGUUCUCAGCUCCCAACUACUGUGGCGAGUUUGACAACGCUGGCGGCAUGAUGAGCGUGGAUGAAACCCUGAUGUGCUCCUUCCAGAUCCUGAAGCCGUCUGAGAAGAAAGCCAAGUAUCAGUACGGAGGGAUGAACUCGGGUCGGCCCAUCACUCCCCCCCGCACAGCCCAACCCCCAAAGAAACGAUGAAGAAGGACGGAGGGAGGAAGAGAACAAGAGAGGGAUGAUUGUCUCCUGUUGGCUUUUCACAACCCCCAAAAAUAUAAGUAAAAGCAACACUUGGCGGAGAGGGGGAAACAAAAUGAACACAAACUAUUUUAAAGGACACACCCAUACCUGUCUUUCUUUUCUUAUGUCCCUCUGAACCGCUGUCACACCCUCCUCUUCUUCUUCCUCAACGCUUUUUUUCUUCUCGCUGCAUCUGUGUAACAUUUUUAAAAACAGUGUUCAAUGAAAAACACAAUACAAGGGUGUCAUUCUGUAGCAUAUCAGUCAUUUUGUCUUUUUGUGUCUUUUUUGUCCUUUUUAUUUUCUUGACAACAGAAUGACAACUAGUUUAGUGUGCCACAUCUCCCCGCUCCCCCCGCCUGUACAGACACAACAGGCAAUAAUGACGACUGCUGGGUUUUCAAUAAAUAAUACAAGAAAUGAAUCCA